CUUCAUUGAAAAAUCUUAACAUUAUUCCCCUUCUUACUAACUUACAUUAACAACACAACAUGGGUAAAGGAAAGCCAAGAGGUCUUAACUCGGCCAGAAAGUUGAGAGUGCACCGUCGUAACAACAGAUGGGCUGAUGAAGCUUACAAGGCCAGAUUAUUAGGAACUGCCUUCAAGUCCUCUCCAUUCGGUGGUUCUUCCCACGCUAAGGGAAUUGUCUUGGAAAAGAUCGGUAUUGAAUCCAAGCAACCUAACUCCGCUAUUAGAAAGUGUGUCAGAGUCCAAUUAAUCAAGAACGGUAAGAAGGUCACUGCUUUCGUUCCAAACGAUGGUUGUUUGAACUUUGUCGAUGAAAACGACGAAGUCUUGUUGGCCGGUUUCGGUAGAAGAGGUAAGGCUAAGGGUGAUAUCCCAGGUGUCAGAUUCAAGGUUGUCAAGGUUUCUGGUGUUUCUUUGUUGGCCUUGUGGAAGGAAAAGAAGGAAAAGCCAAGAUCGUAAUCAUCCUCUGGUAAUAUGUGUAUAUUGAUAAUCCAAUGCAUAAAUUUGUAACAGACAAAUCGUUUUAUUA
Messenger RNA from [Candida] anglica, 567 nucleotides. The record is from the annotation of a GenBank genome assembly. NCBI's taxonomy places the organism in Eukaryota, Fungi, Ascomycota, Pichiomycetes, Serinales, Debaryomycetaceae.